CACCUUCAAAAUGCAGUUACUCCUCCUCCUCGCUGCAACUUUGAGUCUCGGUGCAGGAACUCUGGCUUCCCCUGCACCGGUUUCUAACAGUAUCGAAUCACGGGCUUAUCAUUGGCAUGGUUGUGGCGCCGGUAUCGAGUGCCAUUCUGCCACUGACUGUUGGGCUUCCGAGGAUUGUGUGCAGACUGCCCUUGGUAGCACCGCCAAUAUCCACUGUGGACAAGAUAGUUACCCCACGGCUUGCUGGGCGGAUUGGACCGAUUAGAUGUUGGGCUUCUGGGCAAGGGUUGGCUUGAAUCAACUGCGAGCUGUGCGACUGUCAGAGUUGGGAAGGUUUCCUAAGAUGAUUGAAUUUCUCGGGGAUACGGUUAUUGUGUGCUCUAUACACUUGUUGCAGAAAGAAUGAUUAAUGGCACAUCCUUGUCAACUUGGACGCUUGAAGGCCAUUCUAUGCCUUUCGGGUUCCGUAAGAGCAACAGGAGCCAUAGGCAUCUAGUUAUCAAAAGACCAUUAGCUGCGAUCAGAAUCAAAUUGCCAAUUGUUGCAAUUCCCACAUU
Messenger RNA from Aspergillus piperis CBS 112811, 557 nucleotides. RefSeq lists its product as uncharacterized. The transcript is spliced from 4 exons. Lineage: Eukaryota; Fungi; Ascomycota; Eurotiomycetes; Eurotiales; Aspergillaceae. The record is from RefSeq and is a predicted model, not a curated record. Bases 11 to 265 code for a protein of 84 amino acids.